Molecule: messenger RNA, 4311 nt
Organism: Parnassius apollo (apollo)
Lineage: Eukaryota; Metazoa; Arthropoda; Insecta; Lepidoptera; Papilionidae
Source: the annotation of a GenBank genome assembly
AUGGAUAAAAAGAUAGUGCGCAAAGGGCCGCUGCCUGGGGGUCGCCGGGGCGCGUCUGGAGCUGGCGCUGGACGCGGCAGCAUGCGGGCCGCCAGCCGAGCGCGAGGAGCUGCACGGUCAUCUACCAGCCCUCCGCAUCCAUCAUCCCCACCAGAAGGCUUGGUGUCGGCUGGGUCUUCUCGGACUCAGCAAGCGGCACCCGCCGCUGGUGGAGCACGUCGCAUGCGUUGGUCACAAGAAAUGAAUGCAAACGCACUGCGGGCGUACUUUAGGGCAAAAGGGGAAGAAACUGGAUGUUUGGCGUAUCGGGCUAGGAUGCAUCGUCUUUUUGCUGAGCUGGAGCCAUCUUUAAUCGUCACAGAGCAAAACCUGGCAGACCGAGUUCGGUAUAUCUUGCGCUCAAAUAUAUUUGAUGUCGCCGAACUCGAACGGCUACGACGUGAGGCUGUUCCCUCGUCGGAUGAGAAUGCUACGGCUGAGGAUGCGGCGCCACAAAUGGUAGAGCAACCCGCAAACGUGGAUGCCGCCGUGAAUACCCCAGUUGUGGUUGAUUCAAACGAUGAUGGAACAGUCGCCCAGGAACUGGAAUUAGAGCAUAUGAGGAGUAUAUUGGAAGAGGCGAUUGUGGAAACGCGCAGUACUCCUCUCGAAAAUCGACCGCGACUUCCCCGCAUAGCCCUAAGCAAGCGGAAUCGGGCUGUCGUGAGGGCGCUGAACCCAAUGCUGGUUACCUAUUUGGAAGCCAGCCGGGACCUUUGCGAGACGGACUCAAUUCUUUUUAGCGCCGCGCUGGCAGUCUGCCGUAUCAUAGGCGCCAAGGUUUCCACGGCUGGACGCGCUACUGGCCAUAGUAGCGCUAUCCCAGCAUGGAGAAGAAGAAUUGAGGAACGUAUCGCAAAGGCUAGAGCUCUCAUCGGCAGACUGAUAUGCUUCAGAUCAGGCAACAACAGGCCAAGAAUUGUGCGCACCGUCAGGAUGGCGUUUGCUGGGACAAAUGUCAGUUUGUCCCAGCCGGAUAUAACGCAAAAACUGACGGAGCGCAUAGAUGAUCUGAAGCAGAGAAUCGCUGCUUGGGGAAAGCGGAUUCGGCGAUAUACCGAGAGGUCGACACGGUUCAACCAGAAUCGUCUCUUCCAGAGUGAUCAGAAGAGGCUCUAUGAAUCAUUGGAGCGACCAAUGGUAAGUGGAACGGGUCCAGCACCGAAUCAGGCCGACACUGUAGCAUUCUGGCGCGGCCUGUGGUCAGAGCCCGUAAACCACAGCGAGGGCCCUUGGACGGAAGUUGUGGCGAGUCAGUGUGCGGGUAUUACGCCCAUGGACCCCGUCAUCAUAACGCCGGAUGACGUAGCUGAGGCGGUUCGUAGGGCCCCGAACUGGAAAAGUCCGGGGCUUGACGGGCUGCAUCACUACUGGCUGAAGCGGUUCAUGGUGUGUCACUCUGUGCUCGCCCGACAGUUUCAAGAGGCUCUCAACCAGAAGUCGCUCCCAAGCCUCUUCACUACUGGGAUCACUCAUUUAGUUCCUAAAGACCAGGGGCCGCUGCCUGGAGGUCGCCAGGGCGCGUCUGGAGCUGGCGCUGGACGCGACAGCAUGCGGGCCGCCAGCCGAGCGCGGGGUGUUGCAAGACCACCUAGCAGCCCCCCGCAUCCAUCAUCCCCACCAGAAGGCUUGGUGUCGGCUGGGUCUUCUCGGACUCAGCAAGCGGCACCCGCCGCUGGUGGAGCACGUCGCAUGCGUUGGUCUAAAUCAAUGAAUGAAAACGCACUGCGGGCGUAUUUUAGGGCAAAAGGGGAAGAAACUGGAUGUUUGGCGUAUCGGGCUCGGAUGCAUCGCUUUUUUGCAGAGCUGGAGCCAUCUCUAUCCGUCACUGAGCAAAACCUGGCAGACCGAGUUAGGUACAUCCUGCGCUCCAACAUAUUUGGUGACGCCGAACUCGAGCGACUACGACGUGAGGCUAUUCCUUCAUCGAAUGGAAAUGCUACGGCUGGGAAUGCGGCGCCACUAGAUGCGCAACAAACUGCAUAUGUGGAUGCUGCCGUCAACAUUCCAUUUGUGGCUAAUUCAGACGAUGAUGGAAUAGUCUCCCACGAACUAGAGAAAAUGAGGAGCAUAUUGGAAGAGUCGAUGCUGGAAACGCGCAGCAUGCCUCUCGAAAAUCGACCGCGACUUCCCCGCAUACCCCUUAGCAAGCGAAAUCGGGCUGUCGUGCGGGCUCUUAACCCAAUGCUGCCGGAUAUCACGCAAAAACUAACGGAGCGCAUAGAUGACCUGAAGCAAAAAAUCGCUGCUUGGGGGAAGCGGAUUCGACGAUUUAGCGAGAGGUCAAGGCGGUUCAACCAGAAUCGUCUCUUCCAGAGUGAUCAGAAGAGGCUCUAUAAAACAUUGGAGCGACCAAAGGUAUGUGGAGCGGGCCCAGGACCGGAUCAGGCUGACACUGUCGCAUUUUGGCGUGGCCUGUGGUCAGAGCCCGUAAACCAUAGCGAGGGCCCUUGGAUGGAAGUUGUGGCGAGCCAGAGUGCAAGUGUUACGCCUAUGGACCCCGUCACCAUAACGCCUGAAGACGUGGCUGAGGCGGUCCGUAGGGCCCCGAACUGGAAAAGUCCGGGGCUCGACGGGCUGCAUCAUUACUGGCUGAAGGGGUUCGUAGUGUGUCACGCUGUGCUCGCCCGACAGUUUCAAGAGGCUCUCGAUCAGAAGUCGCUCCCGAGCCUCUUCACUACUGGGAUCACUCAUUUGGUUCCUAAAGAUCAGGAUACCACAGACCCGAGCAAAUACCGCCCCAUCACGUUAGAAGUUUGCGCCUCUCACGGUGUGGCCGCCAUUUUACAAAUUCAGUUUUGUCAGCUGACGAGACCGGUUCCACACGAGCGCAGCUUUACUAUCUACACUGCACAAAUUCCAAGUAACAGACAAAUGAUGGACGUGAUUGUGAUAGGAUGUGGUGCAUCGGGAAUAGCGGCUCUACGAAAGCUCCAUGACGCUGGAUUGAAGGUGCUAGGCCUAGAAGCUGACGACAGGAUCGGCGGAAGAAUUAUGACUGUUGAGUAUGGCGAAUGCGCGUUGGAUUUAGGCGCCGCUUGGUGUCAUGGUGAAAAAGAUAACGUUGUGUUUGAGCUCGCUAGUCCCUUAGGUCUGCUUGGAAAACCUAGCCCAGACAACAAGUGGUUCGUUCUCUCGAACGGUGAACUGUUGAAGGAGGAUAAAUGUGGUUCUCUCCUCAAUGCACUGAAUGAAGAAGUUGAAAAAGCUGACAAGAAUAACACCAAAUCUAUCUCCGAAUGUGUAAGAAACGCAGUAAAGUCUAACACAAUAUUAAAGAAAGAUCCUCAAUUGGCGAAGUACUUUGUGGAAUGGUUCGAGAGGAACUGCCACGUCGGAGGGAAAAAUGACCCCCGGAAGGAAAAAUCUCUGAGAGGUCUUGACGAGUGCUGGGGCUGCGAGGGCGAGUUUAUGCUCAACUGGAAGGGAAAAGGAUAUAAGACUAUUUUGGACGUUUUAUUGAAUAAAUAUCCAGAUCCCGCUAAAGCAAUACCCGUGCAGAUAUUGUUGAAAAAGGAAGUGGAAAGCAUAAAAUGGCGGACCAGCCAACCCGGGCUCGAACCAGAGAACCCGCUGGUACAUGUGAAAUGCAAGGAUGGAAGCCUAUAUGCAGCCAAAAGCGUCAUCGUUACGGUGUCUCUCGGAGUUUUGAAGGAGAGACACAGCCAACUCUUCAACCCGCCGUUGUCGGCAGAAAAAACCAACGCAAUCAACACCCUUCAGCUCUGUGUCCUCGACAAAAUCUACAUCGAAUUCACCAAGCCCUGGUGGCCUAAAACACCAGCUAACUUCACCCUGCUUUGGCGGGAUGAAGACAAAGCUAAGUUCUCUGAAGAUGAAAAAUGGGUCACGGAAAUUUUCACCCUGUUUACUGUGGAGCACCAGCAGAAUUUGUUGCUCGCCUGGAUCUAUGGAAAAGCGGCCGAGAAAAUGGAGAAAGCCAGCUUAGAACAAGUCAAGGCUGGAUUGAAUAAACUAUUGUGUAUAUUCAAGAAGCAAUUCGACGUUACUCCGAUCAAAGCGGUUGUGAGAUCGCAGUGGGCGUCUAAUCCAUUGGCAAGGGGCUCUUACUCGUAUCGUAGUGUAGCCACAGAGCAAGAUGGCGGCAGCGCGGCUAUACUAAGCGAGCCGCUGUAUCAUGGCGACAACUUUCCGGUUGUUUGUUUCGCGGGCGAGGCAACCUCGCACCAUAGACAUUCAGCCGCACACGGAGCGGUGGAGGCUGGUUUUAGAGAAGCCGAACGAUUAAUUAGUGUUCUGAAAAAGAACUAA